Acanthisitta chloris (rifleman) is the source of this 1158-nucleotide messenger RNA. RefSeq names its product merlin-like. Gene Ontology annotation, cellular component: apical part of cell; adherens junction; plasma membrane. Lineage: Eukaryota; Metazoa; Chordata; Aves; Passeriformes; Acanthisittidae. The annotation marks the transcript as partial. Gene Ontology annotation, molecular function: cell adhesion molecule binding; actin binding. The transcript is spliced from 9 exons. The record is from RefSeq and is a predicted model, not a curated record. Gene Ontology annotation, biological process: regulation of gliogenesis; regulation of cell shape; positive regulation of early endosome to late endosome transport.
UUAACUAUUAAACCUCUUGACAAAAAAGCAGAAGUCUUCAAGUUCUUUUCUUCUCAACUCAAAGUGAACAAAUUGAUUUUUCAGUUGUGCAUUGGAAACCAUGACCUCUUCAUGAGGAGAAGAAAAGUGGACUCAAUAGAGAUCCAGCAAAUGAAAGCACAAGCCAGGGAAGAAAAGGCUAGAAAAAAGAUGGAGAAUCAGAGGCUGGCCAGGGAGAAGCAGCUUCGAGAAGAAGCUGAGAGAGCCAAAGAGGAGCUGGAAAGGCGUCUUUUCCAGCUGGAAGAUGAAGCCAGACAGGCCAACGAGGCCCUGCUCCGAUCCCAGGAAGCAGCAGAGUUGUUGGCUGAGAAAGCUCAGAUUGCAGAAGAAGAGGCAAAAUUGCUGGCCCAGAAUGCUGCAGAAGCUGAGCAAGAGAGACAGAGGCUGGAGAUCACAGCUCUGAAAACCAAGGAGGAGAAACGCCUGAUGGAGCAAAAGAUGCAUGAGGCAGAGCUGAUAGCAGUGAAGCUGGUGAAGGAGUCUGACCGGAGAGCCAAGGAAGCAGAGCAUCUGAAACAAGACCUGCAUGAAGCCAGAGAGGCUGAACGAAAAGCAAAGCAGAAACUCUUAGACAUAACCAGGCUUAAUUAUCCUCACAUAGUCAAGUACCCCCAAUACUCACCAACUGACACCAGAGAUGCCAACUUCGACAAAGGAUCCAUAAAGCUGGAUUUGAAGGACAUUGACCUGAAGAGGCUAUCAUUUGAGAUAGAGAGAGAGAGGCUUGACUACUUAGAAAAGAGCAGAAAAUUCGAAGAUCGACUGAAAGAACUGAAAUCUGAAAUUCAUGCUUUGAAACUAGAAGAAAAACAGUCUGGGCUUUACUCCCGUUGGAAUGAAGUACUGGGAUCCUUGGAUCGCUCCUUAGGAAAUGCUCCAUCAUGGAUGAAAACCUUUGAAGCUGGAGAUUCAUUGGAUAUAAAUCUUCAAAGACCUUUCCCUGCUUACUUGUUAAACACUGCAAGCAGCUGGCCUUGUGCCAACAAAGCUCAGCACGUGGUGCCAGUGGAAAAGUCAUCAUCUCAAGCAAAUUCAUUGGUUGCCAACAGUGUGGGCACAGGAACCAGAAAACAGAUUAUAAAGGUCCAGCAGCAUGACUCGGAUGUGAUCUACAUUUGA